AUGGGAACAAAGUGCAGUUGCAAUACAGAUCAAGCUGAAUAUGAAUUUAACUUAGAAGAUGGUAAAAAUUAUUUAGAAUCUGCGAAUUCUAUUAUAAAUCUUAAUAGGACACUAAAUGGAGAAAGCAGAACUGAGGAAUUGUUUAUUGUUUCAAAUUCUAAUUUUCAUUCGUCUGAUUUUACUUAUUCAAUUUGUUCGAAAUAUUCAAAAUUAUUAGGUAAUAAUAAACGAUAA
Blepharisma stoltei is the source of this 234-nucleotide messenger RNA. The record is from the annotation of a GenBank genome assembly. Lineage: Eukaryota; Ciliophora; Heterotrichea; Heterotrichida; Blepharismidae.